Molecule: messenger RNA, 1625 nt
Organism: Volvox carteri f. nagariensis
Lineage: Eukaryota; Viridiplantae; Chlorophyta; Chlorophyceae; Chlamydomonadales; Volvocaceae
Exons: 10
Coding region: 117-1349 (410 amino acids)
Cellular component (GO): cytoplasm
Source: RefSeq, a predicted model, not a curated record
UUGCGUUACAGCAGGCCUCGCUCUGUAUUCCAAAGUUAUACGGGCACGGCUAGCUCUAGGUGCCGCCUUGUUUCCGGAACGUCUUUGCCGGCCUCACCCGACUAGGUGUUGGCAACAUGCCGGAAGAGGCUAACAGCAAGAUACCCAUCACCGUAGUUACAGGGUUCCUUGGAGCCGGAAAAACAACUCUUGUGAACCACAUAUUAAACGCUAAUCAUGGGAAAAAGAUUGCUGUUAUCGAGAAUGAAUUCGGCGAGGUUGGGAUUGAUGAUGCCCUUGUCAUGGAGAGCAAGGAGGAGAUUUUCGAGAUGAACAAUGGCUGUGUGUGCUGCACGGUGCGUGGGGACCUGAUUCGCAUUCUCAACAAGCUCAUCAAGCGCAAGGGCAAGUUCGACGCUAUCAUGAUUGAGACUACCGGGCUUGCUAACCCAGCGCCCGUGAUCCAGACCUUCUUCGUGGAUGAGAACAUUAAGGACGCCUGCGUGCUGGAUGCCGUGCUGACGGUGGUGGACGCCAAGCAUGUGAUGCAGCACCUCAACGACGUCAAGCCGGACGGGGUGGUCAACGAGGCCGUGCAGCAGGUGGCAUUCGCGGACAAGAUUCUCCUCAACAAGACUGACCUGGUCUCGGCCGAGGAGCUGGAGGACGUCAAAGAACGGAUCAAGCACAUUAACAAGCCUGUCGAGGUCAUCGAGUGUCAGCACAGCGCGGUGGAUGUGUCACGGCUGCUGGGCAUCAAUGCCUUUUCUCUUGAGCGGCUGCUGGCCAUGGAUCCGGAGUUCCUGGAAACUGGCGAGGAUCACGAUCACGGCCAUGAUCACGAACACCACCACCAUCACCACGGCCAUGACCACAAAUGCGACGAGCAAUGCAAGGACGGCAAGCACCACCACGAGCAUGACGAGGAGCACCGUAAGGAGGGGAAGCAGGGGAAAGGCAAGCACGAGCACCACCACGACCACAAGCACGACGACCGUGUGACCAGCGUGGGUUUCCAGCUGGAGGGCGAGCUGGACAUGCAAAAGCUAAAUGUGUGGCUGUCAAAGCUGCUGCAAGAGCGCGGACCAGAUCUCUACCGUUCCAAGGGCAUCCUGUCCAUUAUGGGCUCCAGUGACAAGCACGUCUUCCAAGGGGUGCACAUGCUGCUGCAAUUCUCCUCGAGCGCGGAGGGUGUAGGGCGACCAUGGAAGGAGGGCGAGAAGCGCAUUAGCAAGGUGGUGUUCAUCGGCAAAAAUCUUAAGCGGGAGGAGUUGCUGGAGGGGCUGCAGUCAUGCCUGGCCAAGCCCGAUGAACCUGCCAUGAAGAAAGCCAGGAUAAGCGAGGAAAUUGAUACGGAGGUGGUGUCCUAGGUUAUAUUGAGUGUGGUAACGUCAGGACAGCCAUGCCGGCCACGAGUAAGGAAUCUGCAGACCAUACACGGGAGCGUGCGUAGGAUGUCACCGUCGAGUUGAUGCAGUGAUGAAGCGAUACAUUUAGGUAACGUGUGAAGACAUAUCUGAUGGCUAUAUAACAACGGUAGUAGUAGUCCGGAAGCCGAAACAUGGUUUGGAAGUUGUAACCUGGGGGUUGUUACUCAUGACAUACGUACAUACGUAAUGACAUGUUUUUGUAACCAACGGAGUCUG